UGUGUGUGUUGUCUCUUCGCAGGAAGCUGGUUUUCAGAGCAAUGGACUUGCCGCGAUUGCUCACGUGCGAUGAAGCUCUCCACCUGGCUUCACUAUCAAAGUCAGACUUGCGGCACUCGGCUUCAGAGGCCGAGCGGGCUCCGCGCCGAGUGGAAGCCCGGGACGGACGGGAGACCUGGGAGGCGCUCGCUGCGCGGCUGUGCGCACCGUUGGCCUCCGAGCCCAUGCGUGCCUUCCACGAGCGCCAGCAGAUCCACAGACGACAACUGGAGGAGAUGUCCGAGUGCACCUUCACGCCCGACCUCUCCACCAGCACCGCCAGCCGACAACUUCAGCUCAGAAGCUCCCCAGCCAGCUGCCAAAGUGAGGACAGGCCGCCGAUGCCCAAGACGAACCCCAUUCCGGAGCACUUCUCCAGCGCGCGCGCCUACGUCUCGCAGAACGUCUUCCGGCGCUUGAGUCGGCCGAGACGGGUGCCGGAAGUACCGACCGCGCCAGAGAAGUUUGGAGACUUGCGGGGCUUCCUGGAGCGGCAGAAUGCCUGGGAGGAGCGGCGCCAGCAGCGCCUCAAAGCUCCCCGGGCGCCUCCCGGACCUUCCGGGCCUUCCGGGCCUUCCAGACGUGCCAAGUCGCCUUCCAUACCUUCACGAGGGUCUGGAGGGUUUGGGGGGUCUGGGUCCGGGUACCCACACGUCUCACUCAAGGGGCCUUCCGAAGACACUCAGUCGCGUCUCAGCCCACUGCAUGAGCGGGAGGAGCUGAUCUCAGAAAUCUUGCAGAGGGAAGCGUGGACACGAUCAAUCUAGCGCACGUCCAACGCAGUCCGCACCGGUUGCUUUGCCAAAGUUCAGCUGCCGAGCCUAAGCCAAUGACUCCG
Molecule: messenger RNA, 877 nt
Organism: Effrenium voratum
Lineage: Eukaryota; Dinophyceae; Suessiales; Symbiodiniaceae
Source: the annotation of a GenBank genome assembly